Macrosiphum euphorbiae (potato aphid) is the source of this 309-nucleotide messenger RNA. The record is from the annotation of a GenBank genome assembly. Lineage: Eukaryota; Metazoa; Arthropoda; Insecta; Hemiptera; Aphididae.
AUGGGAAAAUAUGGUCUGGGAAAAAGGAAUGAUCGGGGAGACAGACUGGUGGUAUUUUGUGCAAAACAUGAUCUGAUAAUAACGAAUACAUGUUUCGAUCAUCACCCAAGGAGAAGGUACACAUGGAAAAUGCCAGGAGAUGGGGGAAGGUAUCAAAUUGAUUUCAUCAUGGUAAAAAAUAGAUUUAAAAACCAAGUCAAAGAUAGUCGUAGUUAUUCUGGUGCGGAUAUAGACAGUGACCACAAUUUGAUUAUGAUGAAAUGCAAUAUCAAUUUUAAAACAAUUAUUAUGUCGGUGACAGAUUAUUAA